GCAACAGUAAACUUUAAAUGUGUUUCAAAAAACUUGUUUUUUAGAUUCUUAAACAAUUUGAACUAAUAUUGAAUUAAAUUUCUGUAUUUUGUAUUAAGUUUAUAAUUUAAUGGUUAGGUUAUAAAUCUGUUACCGUCAAAAAGAGCAAGUGAAAUCAUGUGCUUUAAAAAUAUACAUUUUGAGUAGUCGAUGCACAAAAAAACAUUUUUGUGAUAUUUGUUGUGCCUUUGAGCACUAUUGUGCCCUAGUAGAUCGAUACUUUCAAGUUUUGAAGCUUUAAAGUAAGAAUAUUGAGUUAAUAAUGCUAAAUGACAAUUGUCGAGAUGUACGAAAGUGAAAAAUGUGAUUAAUGAAUGCUUUCAUAUCAACUACAAAAAAAAUGAAAAUUGUUUUCUAUUUCAUAUUCAGUUAAAAUAUUUACUUACAUACAAUACAGACUACAAUUGAAAAAAAUUAGAUAGUGAGACAUUUUGUGUUCAAAGGCUAAAGAAAAUAUGACAAAAGUAUCAAUUGGUGAUGAAAUGGCUCCAAGAGCUGGCUUUACGCAUUCUGAAAGUGCAUCUAAAACUUCAAUCGAAACCCAUGAAGGUGUUGUAAUGAAGAAACAAAUUUCUCUUCUUGAUGGAGUUGCAAUAAUUGUGGGAGUUAUAGUCGGUUCAGGAAUAUUUGUAUCACCUAAAGGGGUUUUACUUCAUUCACAAUCUAUUGGAUUAUCACUCAUAGUUUGGAUUUUAUCUGGUGCUCUCAGUAUGGUUGGUGCUCUUUGUUAUGCUGAACUGGGAACGAUGAUACCAAAAUCCGGAGGUGACUACGCUUAUAUAUCAGUAGCAUUUGGACCUCUUCCAGCAUUCUUGUACCUUUGGGUAGCGCUAUUGAUUCUUGUGCCUACUGGAAACGCGAUAACAGCUUUAACAUUUGCUCAAUAUCUUCUAAAGCCCAAUUGGCCUGCUUGUGAUCCACCCUAUGAAGCUGUCACAUUAGUUGCUUGCUUAGUAACGUGCGUCCUAACUGCAAUCAACUGUUAUAAUGUCAAAUGGGUGACGAGUGUCACAGAUUUUUUUACUGCGACCAAAAUUUUUGCUUUACUUGUUAUAUUUGCUACAGGUGCUUGGUAUUUGAUUAGCGGUCAUACUGAAUUAUUAGAAUCGCCUUUUGAUAAUUCAACAACUUCUCCCGGACAUAUUGCAUUGGCUUUUUAUAAUGGCCUUUUCUCUUAUUCUGGAUGGAAUUAUUUAAACUUUGUUACUGAGGAACUGAAAAAUCCUUACAAGAACUUACCUCGUGCCAUUUGCAUAAGCAUACCUUUAGUGACAAUCAUUUAUGUAUGCACGAAUGUGGCUUAUUUUGCUGUAUUACCGGUUAACGAUAUUCAAGCAUCACUAGCUGUUGCUGUUACAUUUGGUGAUAAAAUGAUGGGAAUGUUUGCUUGGCUGAUGCCACUCUUUGUUGCUUGCUCGACUUUCGGAUCACUCAAUGGUGCAAUUUUUGCAAGUUCAAGACUCUUCUUUGUUGGUGCCCGAAACGGACAUCUUCCAGCAGCAAUAUCAUUAGUAAACAUCAAAUGCUUAACACCGAUUCCUUCAAUCAUUUUUAUGUGCUUGAUAACAAUAAUUUUACUCUUUAUUCCUGACGUAUAUGCUCUCAUCAAUUAUGUGAGCUUCGUUGAAGCUUUGUUCAUCCUUAUGUCAAUUUCAGGUCUUUUAUAUUUGCGAAUAAAACAGCCUAAUGCAAAACGACCCAUCAAAGUUAAGUUAAUAUUUCCAAUCAUUUUUCUCGUCACUUGCUCUUUCUUGGUCAUUUCGUCUUGCUACGUUAGCCCGGUUGAAGUAGGCGUCGGAUGUUUAGUCAUAAUAUCAGGAAUUCCUGUGUAUUAUGCAACGAUAUAUCGACCCAUCGAUUGGCUUACAAGAUGGUCAGCUACAUUUAAUACAUUUUGUGGCAAACUUUUUCUUUGUAUGCCUAAUCAAGAAGAAAAAACUGAUUAAACAAUAUAAAUUAAACAUUUCUGAAUUUUCACAUUUUUUGCAAGUUGCAACCCAUCUACAAAUAAUAUUUUGAGUAAAAUAAUUUUAGUAGGAUUUUUUUGAAAAUUCUUAUAAGAUUUGUCAUUCAUAAAUGUUUGAAUGAUUUUCUUUUUAUAAUAAUUAUCUAAUGGUUUCAACAAUUUGUUAUUUUUUUGUUCAAGUACAUCAAAAAGAUAUCUGCC
This is a messenger RNA of Clunio marinus, 2206 nucleotides long. The record is from the annotation of a GenBank genome assembly. Lineage: Eukaryota; Metazoa; Arthropoda; Insecta; Diptera; Chironomidae.